Molecule: messenger RNA, 2364 nt
Organism: Eurytemora carolleeae
Lineage: Eukaryota; Metazoa; Arthropoda; Copepoda; Calanoida; Temoridae
Product: oxalate:formate antiporter
Exons: 20
Coding region: 56-1882 (608 amino acids)
Biological process (GO): transmembrane transport
Molecular function (GO): transmembrane transporter activity
Source: RefSeq, a predicted model, not a curated record
UUUUAAUUCAGAAAGUAACAAUGUGCUGAGAAAACCAAAAACAUCGUUGUCUGCAAUGGCUCUAGCGUUAUUACGCAUGCAAAGCCCAUGCUGCAACCUCCACAAAAAUAGAUUUGUUUAUCAAAAAGUCAUAAAAAAUGGGUUGGAAAAUAUUGGUAUCAGAGCUUGCUCCAGCAAAACUAAGGAUCCUGACAGUGGAAUGUUUGGUAAACUAUUUGGUCCCAAGUCCAAUAUUGGUGGACCUAACACUAACAGAUGGACCAUGUUUGCACCAGCCGUUCUUACACACAUCAGUUUGGGAGCCCCGUAUGGUUGGUCAGCUGUAUCAGCUGCACUAGCUAGAGAACACGGAAUGGUUGUAUCUGCUGCUACGGAUUGGAGUAUGGAUCUGAGUACGUAUCCUAUGUCAAUAAUGAUGGCUUUCGGUGGCAUUUCAGCAGCACUUGUUGGAAAAUGGCAAAUGAAAGUUGGUGUGCGAGCUGCAAUGUUGACUGGCGGGCUAUGUUUUGGUUCCGGGUUCAUGAUGGCUGCAGCUGGAGUACAUAUUCACAGUAUAGGUCUGUUAUAUGCUGGAGCAGGAUUAUCAGGACUAGGAUACGGGUUUGCAUAUACACCACCCAUUCAGGCUUUGAUAAACUGGUUUCCUGACAAGAAGGGGGUAGCUAGUGGAUUAGUGAUUGGAGGGUUUGGGUCUGGUGCGCUGUUCUUUACUCCAGCUGUAAAUACUCUUUGUGAAAAAUUCGCAAAGCUUCCCGUCUAUCUCGGAAACAGCAUCGAUGUGGUGGUUGAGGGAGGUCGACAAUUCACAAAGAUUGGAGAUAACCUGCAGGAGGUCGUCUUUGCAACAACCAACGACCUAGUAAAACUUCCUUACCAGGGGCUUUCGGAAGGGUUCUAUCUUGUUGGAUCUGGAAGUACAGGUGUAGCUACAAGUCUAGCUAUUCUAGGUGCCCUCUACACUUCCACAAUACUAACUUCAGCAUUGUUGAUCAAGAAACCAGCUGAUGGAUUUCUACCCAAGGGAUACACUCCUCCAGCUACAGCAGGGUCUGGUAUAAAUGUACCUGUGGAUAAUCUACUGAGGACUCCACAGUUCUGGUUACUCUUCUCUACAGCUUCUCUCCUGGCUACAGGUGGUAUGGGAUUGAUGUCUGUAGCUAAACCUAUGAUCCAGAAUGUUUUCGCAGGGUCAAUGCCUAAUCUUGUGACGCCUGGGUUUGCUUCAGCAUACUUGAUGGCCUUAGCAGCAGGAAACCUUGGAGGAAGAAUAGGCUGGGCUGCUGUAUCCGACAGAGUUGGAAGAUGGAACACGUUCCAGGGUUUAACGUUCCUUGCUAUUCCUAUAUUUGCACUCUCACCGUUCCUCAUCAAUAAUUGUGUACUAGAUCCAACAGGACCGUAUGCUCCCUACUAUCUGGGUGGAUUCUGCUGCAGUACUGUACUCGCCUUGUCUGUUAUGGGCGGAGUAUUCUCUGUACUCCCAGCUUACGAGGCGGAUCUUUUCGGUUCUAAAUAUAUCGGAGCCAUUCAUGGUCGCUUCCUCACAUUCGGUGCAGUAGCUACCGUUGUCGGUCCUACACUGCUUCUCAACCUCAGGAGGAUUGCAGAAACACAAGCUAUUGCAGACCUGUUGAGUAAGGUAGAUCCUGAAGUUUUCCUUGAAAAGUUUGGAGUUGGAGUAGAUUCUGCUGAUUCCUUAAUUCAAACAAAAACUUUGACUAUUUCUAAACUAAUGUCAAUCCUUCCUCCUGAAACAAUUGAUCCAAGUCCCUUCUUGUACAACAACACUAUGUACACAAUGGCUGGGCUGGUCAGCUGUGCAUCACUUCUACAUUUUAUGGUCAAACCUGUGGAUAAGAAAUAUUUUGAAAAACCAGUUUAAAAUUGUAUGUAAACACAGUGUACAACUAUAAAUUUAACAUUUAUAAAUGUUUACAGUUUUUGUGUGGGUAGCAAAAAUAGUAUAAACUUAUUGUUCAAUAUUCAUGUUUACUCUGUACCGUUUCUACCUUUACCUAAACAGAAUUGUUAUGUUUUUUAUUCACCAUGUUUAAUGGUUCUAUUUUCUUCCUUAGGAUUCCCCGCUAUAAUAUAUUAUAUUUAUUUGAAUAUUGUAACAUUUGUUAAUAUUGUAAGGUUUUGAUAUUUCUGUAAUAUCUGUAACUUUCAAUUUGUCUUUGAGUAAAAGUAGCGGGGCUUGUUAGUUUUAACGCAUUUUUCAUGAUUAUUUAAAAAAUUAUAGAUUGGUAGAAAUGCAUAUUUUUGUAGUUCUUUUUCUAAUUAAAUAUUUUAUAGAUUUAUAAUAGCUUUGUUAAGAAUUUAGAAACAAUAAGAUUUUAUAAUAUAAAAAGUAUAAAUUUAAAA